AUGGCGAAGCGGAUAUACGAUCCUAUCCAUGAUGUGUUCCAGGACACCGGCGACAACGAACCCAAGAGGUCGAAAGUGCUGUCCGUUAGCGAGUUAAACUCGAGCGAGACUUCGAGGAGGAAUGUAUCGAGCAUUAGCAGCCUCUUGACGUCUGAUGAUCAGACUGCGGAGAAGGCCAUACCUGAGCGAGCUCACAGGAACUCGAUCUCCAAUCUAUUGAGCAAUGAUCCCGAGGAAGAUAACAAUGCUGAAAAGGAGAAAGUUGUGCCCGUGCCCCAUAUGACCAAUACCAAGUAUACAAGGCAUUUAAAGAAGCCCGACGGCGAUUUCUUCUCGAGAAAGGAUAUACAAUAUGAUAUGUUGAAGGCUUUGCUCACCGACGAUCGAUGUUUAUUUACUAAUCAUUUGAAAGCCCAGUACACUAAUUCGUUGGCUCCUAUGUCUUUGCCAAAUAACAAGAUACCUAUUAUCACUGAUAAGGAAUACGAUGCCAGAACAUUUGUGUUUAACGACAAAUUGACUUUCGCCCAGAUGUAUGCUUUAACUAUGGCGACUUCGUCCAAAUGCUCGAAGAUACUGAGAGACAAGUUGCUACUGGACGGUCAAGUGGCUUUUUCUACUUGUGUGCUGGGCUUUCUUGUCAAUAUUGGUAGGCUUAACACAACAAUCAACUUCUACUUGGAGAUGACCUCGCAACUGAGAACGUACCACAGUGUUCCUUGUUUGCAGGCUCACACUUUGGAUAUCAAGUCUUUACAAGAUACGCCACGUAUCAAAUCGAUACUACGAAACUUGCCAACGGGUAACAACCCGAUACAUCUGUCGUUGAUAUACAAGCUACUGGGCGUGAUAUCAGAGGAGAAGUUUAACGAAAUCGGAGACAGCGCAUCCCAGAAACUAGAUAAACAAGUAUCGUCUGCCGAGAAGUUCGGCUUGAAUGGUAAAUUCAACUGCAUAAAUAUGCUGUUUGCAUUAUGUGAUAACGCUACUAUAGUGAGGACCCAAUUUUUAUCCAAGUACAUCCAACUUAUAGACCCCCAGGAUAAUAAUCACCGAUUCGAUCUCGACAAAGAUUUGACAUUGUUUAACAUACUGGACAAUUCCAAAUUCGAUGUAAUCGAUAGAGUGAACGUUGUAUUAUGGCUGCUCUACAUCCACACAGAAACAGAUCUAACAGAAGCAGAAGUUGUAGAAUCUUUGAAACUAUUCAUACCGCCAACGAGCGUUCCAGAUUUACAACAUAAUAAGAUACCAUUAAGAUUGACUACAAACAAUUAUGAUGUAGACACAGAAGAGGAAUUGAAAUAUGGCAAGGAGCAAAAGGAGAAAAGACUACUGUUCUUACAGAAAUUAGACAAAUCUGAUACUAGAAAAGAAGAAAAGACAUCAACUGCUGAUAGUAAAGAUGACGACUCUAUUACAGAAAGGGCAACAAGGCGAAAGCGGAAGAAAACUUUGGAGAAAGAAAUACUCCUGGAAUCUAGCAAACCUAAUAAAAAGAUCAAGAAAGAGGAAGAAACUGAGGACCGCGUAAAGGUUGAACCUGAGCAGGAUCAGGAAGCACUAAAGACAGCAAAAGAGAAGCCCGAGGCUCCUUUACUGGCCGCAGAAAGAACCCCCGAUGUUAAAAAGAGCAAAGAAUCAAUUCAUCAAGACCGUGCUGACAGAUUAAUUAACUUCGAUCAGAAUAAAGAAGUUGGUAUUCUUGAAAAAUCGAGGGAAAGAAAGACGCAACGAGAACUACUGCAAGAUCUGUCAGAUGCUCAAGAAAUUGUGAAAAGAAAAAGGAAGCAAAUUGGCAUGUUACGUUUAUUUAAUAAAUACGAUGACAUACCCAUGGGCUCUGUUAUAGGUGUUAGGGGGAAGAAAAGACGGAAAUAUAAGGAUGACGUAUUGGGAUAUGAGACAAGUUUCUUGAAAACCCUUUCUAUAGCAAAACAGAAAUUUAUUAAGGCAUUGAGAAGUGCAGAUACGAAACCCCAACAAAGCGAGAACAAUAUCUUUCAUCUUUAA
Nakaseomyces glabratus is the source of this 2013-nucleotide messenger RNA. It is a transcript of the gene IES1, whose product is annotated as Ies1p. Lineage: Eukaryota; Fungi; Ascomycota; Saccharomycetes; Saccharomycetales; Saccharomycetaceae. The record is from RefSeq and is a predicted model, not a curated record. Gene Ontology annotation, cellular component: Ino80 complex.